AUGUCAGAGCCAACGCUGGCCGAGGCCGGUCCCGCGGGGGCCAGGGAGGACGCCUGUCGGGAGUAUCAGUCAUCCCUCCAAGACCUGACCUUCAAUAGCAAACGGCACAUCAAUAUGCUGACCAUGGUAGCCGAGCAGAACCUGCCCUUCGCCAAGGAGAUCGUCUCUCUCAUCGAGGCCCGAAUCGCCAAGGCUCCUUCCUCAGAGAAGCUUCCUGUUCUGUACCUUAUGGAUUCUAUCGUGAAAAACGUUGGGCGAGAGUACCUCGCUGCCUUUGCUACAAAUCUAGUUGCAACAUUUAUUUGUGUGUUUGAAAAGGUGGAUGCAAAUACUAGAAAACGUCUAUUUAAGUUACGUUCCACAUGGAAUGAGAUAUUCCCAUUGAAGGAACUUUAUGCCCUGGAUGUCAGAGUCAAUUCGUUAGAUCCUGCUUGGCCUAUUCGACCUCUACCCCCCAAUGGGAAUCCAUCUAGCAUCCAUGUGACUCCUACAUUGCUCAAUAAAUCGCCUGAAGAGCCUUCAGCUGGAAAGAUUCGCCACUCUGGGUGUAAGCAGUCACACAUGCAAGACUUUAUGCCACCUUCCAGGGAAGAAAGAAAUGCUAAGAGAAGCGCUGAACAGGAUGUUCAUGAUCCAAAGCGAAGAAAAAAGACUGAAGAGGAACGGCCGCAUGAAACUACCAGUCAGCCAGUGGGUGGGCUCAGGUUUGAGGGACAUCGGGGUCAACCUGUGGGAAGUCUGAGGUUUGAGGGACCUCACGGUCAGCCUGUGGGUGGGCUUAGAUUUGAUAAUCCCGGAGGUCAGCCUGUAAGUGGACAUAGAUUUGAGGGGGGUCAUGGUCCAUCAGGAGCUGCAAGGAGGUUUGAUGGGCCUCACGGUCAGCCAGCAGGUGAGAUCAGAUUUGAGGGCCCUUUGCUACGGCAGGGAGUCGGAAUGAGGUUUGAGGGCCCCCAUGGUCAGUCAGUAGCUGGUCUGAGGUUUGAAGGACAACAUAAUGCACUUGGUGGAAACCUUAGGUUUGAAGGUCCACAUGGUCCACCAGGGGUUGGGAUCAGGCUUGAGGGACCUUUAGUCCAACAAGGAGGGGGAAUGAGGUUUGAGCGUCCUGUACCAGGAGGUGGACUGAGACUUGAAGGGCCUCUGCGUCAAGGUGGUCCAAGAUGGAAAGGUUGUCAUGCUUUCAGGUCUGAUGGGCAGCCAGGUCAGCCCUCACUCUUACCAAGAUUUGAUGGAUUACAUGGCCACCCAGGCCCUAGAUUUGAAAGAACUGGUCAGCCAGGCCCACAGAGAUUUGAUGGACCACCUGGACAGCAGGUUCAACCAAGAUUUGAUGGUGUUCCUCAAAGAUUUGCUGGUCCACAACACCAGCAAGCAUCAAGGUUUGACGCUCCCCUUGGUCUUCAAGGCACAGUUCUGACUGGCGUUGCUCAGCCAGUACCAUUUGGCCAGGGACAACAAUUUUUACCAGUUCAUCCACCAAAUCCUGGAGCAUUUGUUCAGAAUCCUCCAGGAGCUCUUCCUAAGGCAGAUCCCGAUAAUCACCUCAGUCAGGUGGAUGUCAAUGAAUUGUUUUCAAAACUGCUAAAAGCAGGAAUUCUCAAAUUGUCCCAGCCUGAUUCAGCGACAACACAAGUCAAUGAAGUUGCUGCUCAGCCUCCCGCUGAAGAGGAGGAAGGUCAAAAUGAAGAUCGAGAUGUUCCAGAUCUUACCAAUUUUACAACCGAAGAGUUAAAACAACGUUAUGAUAGUGUUAUAAAUCGACUGUACACUGGUAUUCAGUGUUCCUCUUGUGGAAUGAGGUUUACAACAUCACAGGCAGAUGUAUACGCAGAUCACUUGGACUGGCAUUAUUGGCAAAAUAGAACUGAAAAAGGCGCUAGCAGAAAGGUUACUCAUAGACGUUGGUACAACAGUUCAGCAGACUGGAUAGAAUGUGAGGGAACAGCUGAUUUGGAAGAACGUGCAAAGAGCCAGUUUUUUGAAAAGGUGCAUGAAGAAGUUGUGCUCAAAACUCAGGAAGCUGCUAAAGAAAAGGAGUUCCGAAGUGUGCCGGCAGGGCCAGCUGGAGCAGUGGAGAGUUGUGCAAUCUGUCAAGAACAAUUUGAACAAUACUGGGAUGAAGAAGAGGAGGAGUGGCAUUUAAAGAAUGCCAUUAGAGUGGAUGGAGAGACUUAUCAUCCAUCAUGUUAUGAAGAUGACCAAAAUACAUCUUCAUUUGAUUGUACACCAUCUCCCAGCAAGACCCCAUUUGAAAACCCUUGGAACAUUAUGUUGAGCGCUGUCAAAAAUGAAUCGCAGGAACCCCGUGACAGUCCCAAAGUUAAGGAAGAACAAAUUGAUGCCCCACCAGCUUGUACAGAGGACAGCACAGCAACACCCGUCCAUUAA
This is a messenger RNA of Myotis lucifugus (little brown bat), 2388 nucleotides long. Its product is annotated as pre-mRNA cleavage complex 2 protein Pcf11-like. Gene Ontology annotation, molecular function: RNA polymerase II complex binding; mRNA binding. The transcript is spliced from 3 exons. Gene Ontology annotation, biological process: termination of RNA polymerase II transcription. Gene Ontology annotation, cellular component: cytoplasm; mRNA cleavage factor complex. The record is from RefSeq and is a predicted model, not a curated record. Bases 1 to 2388 code for a protein of 795 amino acids. Lineage: Eukaryota; Metazoa; Chordata; Mammalia; Chiroptera; Vespertilionidae.